This is a messenger RNA of Effrenium voratum, 195 nucleotides long. Lineage: Eukaryota; Dinophyceae; Suessiales; Symbiodiniaceae. The record is from the annotation of a GenBank genome assembly.
AUGAGGAUUCGCACGUCCAACUCGUCGGAUGGCUUUGACCCGGAUCAGCUGUCCAUCAUGAGAUUCCGGAGAGCCGCGCGCUGGAUACUUUGCCGCUGGUCGCCCUGCAUACGCAUUACCACUUCCCCGAGUUGCGCAUCCAGGUGGUUUACGGCAGCAGCAAUAAGGACUUCGUGCAUGAGCAGCCGACCUUGA